This is a messenger RNA of Cherax quadricarinatus, 1855 nucleotides long. NCBI's taxonomy places the organism in Eukaryota, Metazoa, Arthropoda, Malacostraca, Decapoda, Parastacidae. The record is from RefSeq and is a predicted model, not a curated record.
UGACAACGACGAUGCAGCAUCAACAACCACAACAUCAGCUGAUAACUUAAAACUCCUCUGACAGAGUGAAAACUAUCUGCAGUUAUUCACAACAAUGGUAAAAGUCACGCCAGAACUCGUACGUAAACGUGCGGAACAUAAUGAGGGCGAACUUUCGACGCUUGAAGAGCUCUCUCUCCACCAGCAAGAUAUCGAGAAAAUUGAAUACCUUCAUCGUUGGUGUCCGCGUCUUCGCAUUCUCUACUUGCAAGGCAACCUUAUUAGCAAGAUUGAGAAUGUGGGUCGUCUUCGAGAGUUAGAAUACCUCAACCUGGCCUUGAAUAACGUAGAGCGGGUGGAGGGUCUUGAACAAUGCGAGGCCCUCCAAAAACUCGACCUUACAGCAAACUUCAUCUAUGACCUGACUUCAGUAUUAAGCCUAGAGGACCUACCCAAUCUCAAGGAGUUGUACCUGACUGGUAACCCGUGUACCAGUUACCGGGGAUACCGGGAGUGGGUGUUGAACAACUUGCCUGCACUUGAGGAGCUCGAUGGCACAACUAUCACUAGAUCAGAGAGACUGAUGGCUCUCCAAAGCCUUACAUCCUCUCAUUCCACCGUCCAGGUCGACCAGCAGCUAGCUCUCGGUGAGGCGUUGGUGGAACUUGCGAGCUUAGUUUAUAAAGCAACUAUUCUUUGGCCAAAUAAAGCAAUUACACACGGGCAAGGGAGAGAGAGGAAUACGAACGAUGCGGCUAACGACAGGAAAGACGACGAUGAAGACGACGAAGGGUGGUGGAGAGGAACCAGCUACCACACUCCGGAGUCCCGCCUGGCCCACCACCGACGUCUGGCUCACCUUCGCCAUAGUCAACACAGCGGUUACACUGAUGGCAUUGUCAAACAGAUGCCUGAGGUGAGGUUGUUUACUGAAGAAGGUCGACCUAUAAACCUGAAUUCUGCCAAGCUCGAGUUCCACUUUACCGAGGAUGAGAACAACAACUGCUUCAUCCUCGAAGUUCACACCUACAAGUACCUGGACUCUUCGUUGGUGAAGUGUGAUGUGGAGCCGUGGUACGUGCGGAUCACACUGAAGGGCAAGGUGCUACAAUUGGUGCUACUGGAAGAAGUGAGACCUGACAGUGCCACAGCCCGCAGGUCACAGAUCACGGGUCAUCUCCUAAUCACCAUGCCUAAGCUGGUACCUGCUAAACACUUUGGGAGAAGUUGCUUACCAGAGAUCACACCUUUAACGUGCCGCACAUCAGACGUUACCAGUUCACCUCACGCCACCAUCUCACUUGACUACUUCAAGGAAGGCAAUAACGAGGUGAAGCACCUGCAGGUGAGCGAGACGAGGCAGGUGGAUUAUAAGAACAUAGUGGAUCACUCUACCAGAAGUGGUUCCAUCCAGUGCAGCCCCCCAACCAACACUCUCCGUCAAACCCCUCUCCCUGACCGACCAAACUCUCCAGAUUUUGUGGACGACUCUGAAGUUCCGUCAUUAGAGUAAGACUUCGCCGUUCAUAGGUUAACACUUUUACUCUUGAAUUUACAUGCUAUAAGCCGUUAUCCUGAGUUCAUUUUAAAGCCUAACAUUAUACAAGACAAAUAAUCCCGAGGAUUCCAUCAACAAUGGUCGCCUAACACCCAGUUCUAGUCUUAAGACUGUCACCGUUGCUCUAAAAACAUGUCGCUUUGUAUUAUAUUUAUGGGUCCCUCUUUAAUGCUGUAUGUUUGUUAUCAUAUUUGUAAUGUAUGAGUUUCUCACUACUGCUACAUGUGUAUCAUAUUUGUAAGAGUAUCCCUUACUGCUAAAUAUAUCAUAGUUGUAAUCUAAUAGUAUCCUUUGACUAAUAUAGUUAGCACAGUUAUG